GUCCCUAUUUUGGCCAUGUAAAUUGCAGAUAUGUACACAUGAAAUCAGAACGUUUGACUUUUGCAGGUAAAAACUGAUGGACAAGAUUUUUUUUUAAUUAAUCUGAAUAAUUAACUGUUUGGAAAGCUAUAUGCUGACGUCGUCGUCCUACACUCCGCUGCCUACGUGUUUAACCACGCUCCCGGUCCUCCAGACACUUCCGUAUUGGGUUUUUUCUUUUUGCUGCCGCAGCCUCAACUGUUCCAGAGUCAGCUGCUCUGUUAAAAAACAGGAACCUUACAUCUAUAAACUGAGCCGAACUCGUGUUUAUAGAACUGACCUCAGGUCAGCAUUUCUGCAUCCGGGAUCCUCUUGUGAUAGUCAGCUGAUCGCAGCUAGGCUCUGCAAACAGCUCUGAGCUCUGCUGUCUGAUAACAAGAGGUACUCUCAUAGCUGCUUUAAACAGGUGAAAUGGCCACAAAUCCACCGAAGUUAAAGACUGCGAUUACUGGCAAUGAAAGGCUUCAAAACUUGAAAAAUACUUUUGAAACAAAGUAUGGAGAAUCUCCUCUCUUCUAUGCAUGUGCUCCCGGAAGGGUAAAUCUAAUAGGGGAGCAUAUCGACUACUGUGGCUAUUCUGUUCUUCCAAUGGCCAUUGAACCAAACAUCCUCGCAGCUGUCUCAGUGAACAAUUCAGGAACAAUCACACUGGCCAACACAAAUCCUCAGUACAAGGAUUUCACUGUGUCAUGUUCAGAGGACAUUGCAAUAGACAGAGAGAACCCACAAUGGCAUUAUUAUUUUCUCUGUGGAGUGAAAGGUAUUCAGGAGAAGUUUGAGAUCACUUGUUUGGCCGGGAUGUCUUGUGUCGUAGAUGGAACCAUUCCCCCGAGCUCCGGCUUGUCCAGUUCUAGUGCCUUAGUUUGUUGUGCCGGGCUCGUGACAAUGGAGGCUAAUCAAAAGUCCCUCUCCAAGGUGAUGCUGGCUGAGAUAUGUGCCAGAAGUGAGCGAUACAUUGGCACAGAAGGAGGCGGCAUGGACCAGUCCAUCUCAUUCCUGGCAGAGAGAGGAACUGCAAAGCUGAUAGAGUUCCAGCCUCUGCGAGCCACUGAUGUCCAGCUCCCAGGUGGAGCAGUGUUUGUGAUCUCCAACUGCUGCGUCGAGAUGAACAAAGCUGCUUCUUCUCACUUCAACAUCCGUGUGGUGGAGUGUCGAAUCGCCACAAAGAUGCUGGCCCGGGCACAAGGUCUGGACGCGAGCAGGUUGUUGAAGCUGGUGCAGGUUCAGACGGAGCUGAAGGCCUCCCUGGAGGAGAUGCUGGCUCUGGUGGACGAGGUGUUGCAUCCUGAGCCGUACAGCCGAGAGGAGAUCUGCAAGGCGCUGGGCGUCACUUCGGAGCAGUUUUCCACAGAGCUGCUGAGCGCCAACACUCAGCAUGUGACGCAUUUCAAGCUGCACCAGCGAGCCAAGCAUGUGUACGGUGAGGCUGCGCGGGUGCUGCAGUUUAAGAGCGUGUGCGACUCUGCGCCUACCAACUCCAUACAGCUGCUGGGAGACCUGAUGAACCAGAGCCAUGCAAGCUGCAGAGACCUGUAUGAGUGCAGCUGCUCUGAACUGGACCAGCUGGUGGACAUCUGUCUGAAGUCGGGGGCAGUGGGCUCCCGGCUGACAGGAGCAGGUUGGGGUGGCUGUGCCGUCUCCAUGGUUCCUGAUGAGAAGGUGGAGUCUUUCUUGCAAACAGUAAGCAAGGCCUACUACCUCCCCGAUCCACGCAGAGCGGCGAUGCAAAAACAGAGUUUAUUUGUGUCUAAGCCAGGCGGAGGAGCUGCAAUUUUCCUCGAGGACUGAAAUACAUCAUCCAUGUCUGUUUAUGCAGCAAUCAUUCAAAUACAUCGCAGCUCCGUGGGAAAAUGAUACUUGUUUACACUUGAUUCAGAAGCACUUAUAAAAUGUAAACCUUACUUUAGUGUUGUUGUCUUUUAUUUUACCUCUUUACAAAUUAUCCUGGAAUAUAAGGGCCAAAAAUGUACUACAGCAGGGAAUUAUUUUUUACUAGCGGGAUAUGCUUUUUGUUUUUAAAUCAUGAAGGUUUUUGUGAUAAAUGGAUUUUGUACUCUGUUUCACUGUUCACCUCAGAAAAGAAAAAAUGACAAAUAAAAUAACAAUCAUGUUUAA
Plectropomus leopardus (leopard coralgrouper) is the source of this 2154-nucleotide messenger RNA. It is a transcript of the gene galk2, whose product is annotated as galactokinase 2. The record is from RefSeq and is a predicted model, not a curated record. Gene Ontology annotation, cellular component: cytoplasm; cytosol. Gene Ontology annotation, molecular function: ATP binding; galactokinase activity. Gene Ontology annotation, biological process: galactose metabolic process; carbohydrate phosphorylation. Lineage: Eukaryota; Metazoa; Chordata; Actinopteri; Perciformes; Serranidae.